This is a messenger RNA of Linum tenue, 452 nucleotides long. The record is from the annotation of a GenBank genome assembly. NCBI's taxonomy places the organism in Eukaryota, Viridiplantae, Streptophyta, Magnoliopsida, Malpighiales, Linaceae.
ACGAAAACAAAAAAUAAUCCCACGAUUCCCACCGCCUACCCUUGUUCAACAGAAACCCUUACUCCCUUUCCCCCACCCCUAAUCGAAGACGUUCCUUCCAUCUCGUCGAUUGCCUUAGCAACCAUCUCGAUCCGUUUAGUUUCUCGUUUGUUUCCCCUGUUCUUUCUCGUCAAUCGUUCCUUUCUCCAACCUUUAACUGAAAUAGAACUCACAGGUUCAUCUUGACAUUUGGUUUAUCUUCCUUUGUUACUCUUUCAGGGAAUCAGUCGAUUGGUAGCAUCGAUUUUAUCUGAUCUCGACGAAUUCAGAGCAGAAAUCGAGGGGAUGAAGAAGAGGAAAAUGGAGAUGGAAUCGGAGAUUUGGCUCUCGCAGUAGAAGGGAAUUGGUAGCACGAAGAAGGAAUGAGAAAAAAGAUGAGCUGGAUUGGGUUUUUUUUAUUAUAUGGUUAAUCU